Molecule: messenger RNA, 2115 nt
Organism: Suillus paluster
Lineage: Eukaryota; Fungi; Basidiomycota; Agaricomycetes; Boletales; Suillaceae
Product: common central domain of tyrosinase-domain-containing protein
Exons: 16
Coding region: 1-2010 (669 amino acids)
Molecular function (GO): oxidoreductase activity
Source: RefSeq, a predicted model, not a curated record
AUGAGUACUGAAUACCACUAUCCCGUGAUUGGCCGCAAGGGCACUGGAGGCGUGUUUGAUCGCUUCUCUAUCCAGGAGCUGGAGAAGGACCAUCCUUACCAGUUUGCAUUGUUCAUCCUUGCUUUCACCGCGGUCCAGCAGCGUCCCGAGGCUCUCCAAGUUGUCGAAGAGCCUGCAGCCACAUUCAUGGAGAUUGGGUCAAUUCACGGCAGGCCUUACGUUGAAUGGGCUGGCGACCGCAACAAGGAUGCCUCAGCUGACUAUAGCGCCACGGAUAAGAAAGAUACCAACCCCGUUCCUUCUAGAUUCGGAGGUUAUUGCACCCAUGGUGCCGUUGUUUUUCCUACUUGGCACCGCCCAUAUGUCAUGCUUAUUGAGCAAUCUAUCGGAAAUGUCGCAGAACAAUUGGCUAACGACAUUGAAGCUAAUAACCCGAAUGAACGUGGAGUGUGGGUAAAGGCUGCCAAGGAAUUGCGCUUUCCCUACUGGGACUGGGCCGAAAAGGAAGUAGCUGAGAAUGGCCUUCCCCCUGUUCUGUAUGAAGACAAAGUGGAAAUCAUGGCUGCUGGAGGUAAAAAACAAAUCGUUAACAAUCCGCUCUCAUUUUUCUCCUACGUCGGGGGAAUCCCAUCCGACUUUACCGACGAGGUGGAUGACUCGACAGAUCAAGUGGCAUAUUUCUCCAAGUGGCAGAGGACGUACCGCUACGCUGCUAGUACUCCGGACCCUGAUGGCAGCCACAUAGACCUGUUACAAAAGACGUUCAAAGCCGGCGCAAAGGAUCUGAGACGCAGAGUUGCGCAUCUCUUUGUGUUCAAUGACGACGAAAAUCCCGCGUUGACUUGGGACGACUUUUCUAAUCACACCGCGGAGUCGAAACGAGAGAUGGACUUCGUUAACCAAGGGUCGCUUGAAGGUGUGCACGACACUGUUCAUAAUUUAAUUGGUGGAAACGGACAAAUGAGUUACCCAGACUACGCCGGUUACGAUCCUAUCUUUUACCUUCACCAUGCGAAUGUGGACAGACUCUUGGCUCUGUGGGAAUGGUGCUACACCGAGUACUGGAUGGAAAACGGAUAUGAACACGACGGGGAACAAUACCCUUGGACACAGGCACGCGGUACAUAUGCACAAGUUUACAACGAACAACUCCUUCCCGAUGGGCCACUCCAACCAUUCCGAACGGAACAAGGAGACUACUGGACCUCCUCUCAGGCUCGAUUUUUGCAUGAAGAAGCCUACCCGAAGUAUUAUUCGUACCCCGAAUUUGUGGGCAUUAAAGUCAAUCAAGCUGCCACAUCAUCCGAAGAGCGCGCCGCAGCACGCAAGAAGGUCGCAACCUACUACGGUUUUGAUCCGCAAACCAAGGCGAAACAGGUCACGUCGCACGCUUGGAAGCACUUACCUGUUCCAAACCAGGAUGAUCCUGCCGUGCCAGCUGACCAUACCGUUAUUCCUAACUACCGCACAUUCGUUGUGCACGUGAAGCUUCCAGAGUAUGCGUACAACCGCGCCUACUCAUUCCAGCUCCACCAUAAAGGGAAUGCUCAUUCGGCCCCGCAGCUCGUAGGUACCACCACAGUCUUCGCACGCCCAGACCAUUCCCCUUGUAAAGCAUGUGCUGUUCGUCGUGAGACGGGAUCCGUAGUUCGCGGGAUGAUUCCCAUUCCUUCCGAAUUGAUCGAGAGUAUCAUCAAAUCAAACAUGGGUAGUGAAUCGGCGGCUACGUUCGACAAAACGCUCGCUGACAUCAAGAAGGAAUUUGUGGGAAAGCUUGUGGAUACUACUGGCUCAGAACUUGCAGGGGCUGAAGGAGGGUUGGAGGCACCCUGUGUACCAAAACACCGUGCCGCUUCUCGCAGAGUUACUCCUGUGGAAAUUGCUCUGGUGUCGGUUGCUGUUGCUGAGCAUGCAGAAGACAAGGAUCGUCCUGUCUACCUACUUGACUGGCAGCACCAUGACAGUGUCUUCAGCGGUGGAUGGCUGGCGACUCACAGGGAUUCAGAGUGAUGCAGCAUGCUUGGAUGAGUCAACUCGAGCAUACCAUCCGCGCAAGAGGUGUUCUCAUCUGUGGAGUUUGGGGGUUACUGUUGUUGUUUGGUGGGUUCAGAAGGU